UUUAUUUUUGUGCCGAGCUUGUAAUCAAGAGCAGCGUGCGCUCAGAAGCAUCUCUUUCAGACGUUCGACGGCCUGGAACUGCGCGGGCAGGCGAACGUAGUCUUCCGUCAUUUUCGCCAACUGACUGAGCGACUUGGGGUCGCUCGUGUCUAGUUUAAAAUCUCCUGCGGGAGGAGGGGGAGUAAGACGCAGAUAGAAUGGAGGAUGAUCCAACAUGGCCAUCCAGCUCAGAACCCUGGAAUGGGUCAGGUAAGAACAAGCGCACAAAUCCACGACUUCGUUGAUGAAUUGGAGUAGGUUAGUGCUACCCGCCGCCAUUGUAUGCACGCCAGUACCCAAGCUUAGUAUGCUGUCUAUCUUUCUCGCUGGCCAUAGUUGGUGGGCUUCAAAGAUGGCGAACUCCGUUGGGUUGUUAGCAAUCAGUCCUCCGUCGAUGAAACUGUGUUCAUUUAUAGCUAUCGGAGGAAAAUACAUGGGCGCUGCAGAAGUAGCGCACAUCGCGAGAGAUGUUUUUACAUCGCAUGUUCCAUUCAGCGAAGAAGACGGAUUGACGUAACUUCGAAAAAGGUAAGGAUAAAGUUGGUCGUUUGUCGCGUCGCACGACACAACAAAAAAUUUUUGACAGGACGUCUUCAGAGGGGGAUCUACGCCCAGCUCGUUUGAUAUGAAAUCCUGCAACACCUUCGAAGAAUAGUAUCCGCCCGUUCUAAAGUACCUCCACCAUCCAAGGAAUGAGUGACCGAAAAUCGAUCUGCCAAGGUUCAAAUGAAAUUCUCUGGCUUCCUUCAAACUAAGCUUUUGAAGCACGAUGGCCAAUAUUCCACCAAUGCUGGUCCCUGCAACCAAAUCGAAUAAAGACAUCAAUUUUCUGGUUCCAUCCGCAUCGCUAUUACCAAACCACUUCUCUGCAAUAUGUGCUAGAAUUUCAAUUUCUACCAAUCCACGCAUGCCACCUCCAUCUAAACACAACAAAUUCACGCCCCUUGGUUCCACGGGCCCCUUCAUCCUUAUAACUCUCCUUAAGCACAACCCGUACUUAGAGUGAAAUAUCAACCCGCUCUUUUUUACCAUCCUCUCAAAAACCUUCCUGCAAAUCUGUUCCGCUUCUUCUUUUUCGCCAUUCAAAAAACCCUUACUCGGGCCCCCGCCAAUCACACACGAAUUCCUCAAGACCUCCGACAACUUUUCCACCUCGCAUCCUCCGUCCUUUUUUGAACAAAAGAAUGCCGCCAAAGACACCAAUCCCUCCAAUAUAGCCUGGUUCUGACCUGAUAACGACUCUAUCAACGAUCUUAUGCAUUCCUCCCCCUCUCCCUUCGCGAAUUUCUUGCAGUCUUCCCAAUGAUCCCUCAAUAGCUCCCAAGGAACCAAACCAUCAGGCAACGACCUCAAAAAAUUCAUCACAACCGCCAACCCUAACCUAACGUCCUUUCCCUCCUCCUGACCCCAAUAAAUCACCUCGCCAUUCCUAAUCCUACUCGCCGUCCUCUCUACGCUAUCCUUGUCCACCGCCUCCAAACCCACCCAAUCUUCUGCGCGACUGCUGCCUUCAAGCGCCCCUCUCGUCAGUCCCUUGUCUUCCGUCUAAAAACAAACUUCACGCACCUUCUUGAUACAAAUACUCAAAAACGUGACACAAAAAAGCCGGAAUCGACGCCGCCCCCUCCGCCUUCAAAGACCUCUCGAACUCCCUACGACUUCUCCAAACUGCCCCAACGUGUUAAUAACGCCACAAACACAAAAAAAAACAGAGGAAGAGACAUACCCCUUGGUAACAAAGGCAGCGCAUACAUCCUUCAAAGGCAUGCCUAACACCGACUCUCAAACUAUGAAAUUGCUCGCCCACGCAAAAACCCAUUGUGUCAUAACGUCCCUCCCCUCUAAAAAAAAAAAAAGUUUACAGACCCCCAAAAACACGUUUUUUCCACCAGACUUAAAACAUGCCCGACCCCCCAGGACCUAGCCCUAAUAAGACCGAUAUUUCCGGCACAACGGCCACUCACAUCCGAACAGUAUUUCAGUCCGCGUCAACCCAACUCAAUACUUCAAAAACGUGAUACACGUGUUCUUUUUUCACUCGUUUCCGAACGUCUUUCGCGCCCAAAACUAGCCCAUCUCUAACCGCAAAUUCGAAAAAAAAAAUUAUCCAUUUUUUGCAAAAACGCCACCCUCGCCACCUUCAGUCUUGUCUAUGACCUCCCCCGACCUCCUAUAUGUGGAAGAAACCCUGGUUUCAAAAAUGGAGGGCACAGAAGGCAAAAAAAUCCACAAACGAUGAUACAAAUCUCUCCGAAUCCAGAUCUAGACCUUCUUCCACUUAUAAAGGACUUGACUUUUAUGCAGACCAAGACAACCCUAAGUCUCCGUUAGGAGAUUUCCAAAAGAGCAAAACCGUCUCUCUACAAAUCCUCAAUAAAGAAAGAUUCGUAAUUCACUCAAACAUUGAAAACCUGAAGAAAAUUUUCAAAGAAUUUGAAAAUGACACCUUGUAUGACCCAACUUCAAAAUUGCGCUCAUUCGAACUUCGACAUAGAAAAACAUUAAUCGAACGGCUCGAGGCUCAAGGAUAUUUUGUCCAAGAUAUUCCCAGUGAAGUUCUGGACACUUUGCAGAAUGUCCGCCAUCAACCGAAUUCGAAAAAAUGCGUCAGUCUGACCAAAAUUCCAGAAGAAAUCCGAGAUGCUCUUCUACCUUUUCAAGUUCGAGGCGUCUGCUUCACCAUUCACAACCAAGGAAGAGCACUCAUAUGCGAUGAAAUGGGUCUGGGCAAAACGAUUCAAGCCAUCGCUGUUGCCAUGUAUUAUUUAGAAGAAUGGCCUCUGUUGGUCAUUGCUCCUUCGUCAUUGAAAAAUCAAUGGGCGUCUGAAUUCGAACGGUGGAUUCCAAAGCUCCAACUUCAUAUCAAUGUCGUUUCUACCGCCAAACAUUGGCGUCUAUCAAAAAUCAACAUCAUAUCCUACGACCUCGCCAAGGCCCUCUAUCAAGAGAUCAGAGAAGCACAAUUCAAAAUCAUCAUUUGCGACGAAUCGCAUUAUUUGAAAAGUGUCAAUGCCAGCAGAACCAAAAUGCUUGUACCUAUACUACAAGCAACCAGACGACUUAUUAUGCUAACUGGAACACCCGCUCUGUCUCGCCCCUGUGAGUUAUAUCCUCAGUUAGUCGCUCUCAAUUGCAGCAUCUUUCCCAGCUACCAUAGUUUUGGCCUCCGCUAUUGCGGUGCCUACCAAACCCCACAAGGAUGGGAUUACUCAGGAUCUUCUAACCUCCAUGAGCUUCAUACAAUAUUAAGGGAAACCAUCAUGAUUCGAAGACUCAAAGCCGAUGUAAUGACGGAAUUACCGCAAAAAAUCAGGAAAAUAGUUAAUAUCGACGUGGGAAAAGAUCAAAUUGAAAAAUUAAAACCUCUGCUGAGCAAUAUGUCCGCUCGUACAAUUCGUACAAUCCGAAAAGAUAAUGCCGACGAUAGCGGGCACAAUAUUCUUGCGCAGGUCUAUAAACAAACCGCAAAAGCCAAAAAGCAUGCCGUUAUUCAAUAUUUGACCACACUCAUAAAUGCCUUUUCAUGCAACUCAGAUCUUGUUCCAAUCAAUCAAAAGUUUCUCGUCUUUGCCCACCACGUUCAUAUGAUGGAUGCCAUCGAAGAGCUACUCCAAGACAAAAAAGUUCCAUACAUUCGUAUCGAUGGAUCAACGCCAAUUAAAGAGCGAUCUUCUCGAGUCGAUCGAUUCAAUCUAGAAAAAGGACCCUUCGUAGCAAUUCUUUCCCUUACCUGUGCCGGUACUGGCAUCAACAUGACAUCGGCAUCUUUAGUCUUAUUUUCGGAACUUCAUUGGACUCCAGGCACUCUUGUCCAAGCUGAAGAUCGCGUCCAUAGAAUCGGACAAAAAGCUAGUUUCGUCGAAAUUCGAUACCUACUAGCCAAGAACACCUUGGAUGAUGUCAUUUGGACUCUUAUCAGUAAGAAACUCGGUGUCGUUGGCUCCGCCCUCAAUGGCGUUCGAGACUAUCUGGAAAUAACACCAACCCAACAUGGUUCUCUAAGUCGCACUAUCUCUUAUUCGGCCAAUGCUGCAACUAACAGCAAAACAGAUGCAAAAAGGAAAAACACCAACAUCAAAAAUUCUGUUCAAGGACUCAGUCUCAACUUACUAGACAUGUUCGAAAAAAUGAAAAAAAAUUCGAACCCUCCUUCAGACGCCGAUCAUGAUAUAGAGGUCAUCUCGAGCGAUUGUGAAGAUAAUUCCUCUAGCGCUCCAACUUCCAGUCACAACCAUCUUUUAGCGAUUGAAUCCUAUUCGUUCUCGGAUCAAUUCAAUAGCCUCUGUUCUCCAACUCAACGCCAGACUCAGGUACGAAAUCAAACCUCCCCGCCCAGGUGUAACAAGACCGAACUUGAAAGCCCGGAACUACCUUCUUCGAGCAGCCGCCAUUCAGACUCUACGGAGUCUGAGUCAAUCGUUGUUUUGUCGGAUACAGAUGACAAUACUAUUAUAGCUCUGAAUCGAACGACAAGCCAUUGUUCUCUAGAAGAAGAACCUGUUCCUAAAAGAACCAAGUUGGAAUCAUGUACCCUUCAACCAUCGCGCUGUGACAUGAAUGUCUUUUGUGAUAAAGGAGAAAAGAUCGAAAAUGAUAUGAACACAGACAGCGAAUGGUCAAUUGAUGAGGAAUGUUUCAAUACGCCUCCAUCCCAACAGCUGAAUCCAAUUGAACCAAAAACGUGGCCAACGUUUCAUGUCAGUCAGUUUCGAAUCCCGACUCACAAUUUAGAGGUUCCUUCAUUUAAACCGAACAGUGGCCCUCUGAAAUCCUGAUAGCUCGCGCCCUAAAAAACCAUACGUACAACAUGAGAAAAUAAGUUUUAAGCACGUUCAAGAAUGUCUAGCCCGAGUUUUCGAAAUCCAGCAGAGGUUUGUUUUCGUCAACUGCCUGUUAUGACGGGCGCAUAAAACAGAAAUGCUCUGAAAUUAAUGGCAAACUGACAUCAAUAUCAGAGUCAGUUCUUAAAUUUUUGUAUAUUUUGACAUGUCUUGAAAUUUUUGUGUUACAAAUAAAAACAUCUUUUC
Molecule: messenger RNA, 5066 nt
Organism: Schistocerca gregaria
Lineage: Eukaryota; Metazoa; Arthropoda; Insecta; Orthoptera; Acrididae
Product: SWI/SNF-related matrix-associated actin-dependent regulator of chromatin subfamily A-like protein 1
Exons: 2
Coding region: 2214-4814 (866 amino acids)
Biological process (GO): replication fork processing; DNA repair
Cellular component (GO): nuclear replication fork
Molecular function (GO): ATP binding; ATP-dependent chromatin remodeler activity
Source: RefSeq, a predicted model, not a curated record